GAAAGACUUGGCUGAUUCAUGUCUUCAAGGGGUAUUAUGUAACACUCUCUACUAGGACAGUCACAUGGCCACAGGGCUCACCUGUGUUUAGAUUGACCAUCUGCCCCUCUCCUUCCAAAGCCCAUCUUCACUUUGCAACACACAGACAUACCGUCAGCGGACAUCUGCUGAAGAGACCUUCAUUUGUUUUGGUCCAAUCUGGUGAUCAAAACUCCAGUUCUGACAGUUGCAUCAGCAGAUCAUACUCCCCAUGUGUGGGUGAACAGAAGUAAAGCUGGGAUUGCAUCUCUGUUGACACCUCCGCAGAUUCAGCGUGAAGCAGGGAGAGAAAAACACAGACAUGCAGACGGAAUGAAUAGAAAGAGGAGAGAGGGAGCGAGAGUGAAUAGUGAAAGAGAGACAGAAUAUAUAUUUGACUAUGUGGGUGUGUGAAGUAUCAAGGCAUGCAUCAUAAUUGUGGAUUCUUCUCGGAGCAGCCGGACGUGUCACUGCAGCAGCAGGACAUUAAGUGUUGUAUUUUGUACUUUAUAACAGUGGCAGCUGUGAGCGCAGAGAGCGACAUAAGAGGCAAAAUGGAAACCGUUUUGUUUCUGCUGCCUCAAGGAUUUCAUUAACUCGGAUUAUAAAAAAAAUACUUGAACUAGUUAAAAGGGAUGCACACUGGAAAACGAUGAUGAUGCCCCUUCACUGUCAAUAAUCAAGAAUUCAAGUCAAUAAUUUAUCUGAGAUGGCCGUCAGCCCUUUCAUCAUCUGCCUCCUGUCACUGAUCGGCUAUGGCUCUUCCCACCCCUCUCCUCCUCCUCCUCCUCGGGGAUGCAGUGUGGAUGUGGAACCUCCAUACAGAGUGCUGUGUGACCUGGAGUCAGUCUGGGGUGUGGUUCUGGAGGCCGUGGCCUGCAGUGGUGGCCUUGCCUCUCUGGUCCUCGCUGUGCUCCUACUAGUCAAGCUGCGCUCCAUUUCUGACCACGCCAGGCGCUCCGGCGUGGGGCCUCUUCUCCUUCUCCUUGGCACGCUCCUUGGGAUCUUCUCCAUCUCUCUGGCCUUCCUGGUGGGGAAGAACCAGGUGCUCUGUGUGAUCCGCAGAGCCUUCUGGGGGCCCCUUUUUGCCCUCUGCUUCUCCAGUUUGCUAGUGCAGGGUGUGCGGCUCAGGAGGCUUGUGGCUGGCAAGACGAGCCCAUCAGGCAGCUCCCUGGCAGCGCUCGGUCUGGCCUUGGCCUUGGUUCAGGGGAUCAUCUCUGCUGAAUGGGUCUUGCUAACUGUAGUUAGGGAGGGUCACCCGGCCUGCGAAUAUCCACCUUUAGACUUUGCUCUGACAUGCAGCUACACCCUGGGGCUGCUCCUCAUAGCCAUGGGGCUUUCUCUGGGGGUGGUGCUGUGUGGAGGAGAGAUGGUGGCAGAGGGAGCAGGUGGGAGUGAAGAAGAUAGAGAAGGAGGUAGUGAAAAACGGAGAUGGAAGUGUAACGCUGUCUGGCUCUUUCUGUCCAGUCUGGCAUCGGCAUUGCUAUGGGUGGCUUGGCUGGGGUUUUAUCUUUAUGGCAGCCAGACCCUGAGAGGAAAGGGGAAAGGUGAGAGGUUAGGAGGAGGAGGAGCAAAGAAGGAUGUAAAGGUGUUGGAUGAGCCUGCACUGGCGGUGGCCCUGGUCAUUCAGGGCUGGAUCCUGCUGCUGUUCCACGCUAUUCCAGAGGCGCACCUGUGUCUCCGGAACCCUCCACAAUCCAACACGCAAGACUUCUUCGACACCACUCACACGUCCCCUCCUCCACAUUUCGGAGAUGAGCUUCCAACACACUCUCACCGACCCUUCCCUGAAAACCAAGCUUUUUCUAUGGAGGAGCACGGUGCAACUCUCCGAAGUGGAACAUACCACAGCAGCCAUGGGAGUGUGCGUCCUGGCAUCGCCUUCAGAGGUCACGUCUACCAACCCACUGAGAUGGCUCUGGUCAUGAAUGGUGGAACCAUGCCCACAGCCCCAGUUAACUACACUGGCCGACGGUUAUGGUGAUACAGGACAAGACUUGAAGAGGAUACACUGGUGUAACACUGGUGUGUGAUAUUAGAAUUUCCUGUUGCCUAAGAAGACGGAUAUGUAUUAAAAACAUCACAUAUCACACAGGAUGGAGUUGAUCAGCGCUAAAAAAUGUUUAAUGUAUUCGUGUUUCUGCGCACAUGUAUGAAUUUUACAUUUUUAGAAUCAAUCUUAAUAGUAUUUUUUGCUUGACAUGAAAUCAUAAGAGAGGGAAGAGAAAGUGACAUAACUUCAACAGUUGAGUAGAUUUUGUCAUAAAGCAAGGGCAAUUUAAAGUGCAUUAUUUUGAUCAGCGCAGAUUAUCUUACUGUAAUACGUAAAUAAAUACACUGACAAGGAGUG
Molecule: messenger RNA, 2368 nt
Organism: Sander lucioperca (pikeperch)
Lineage: Eukaryota; Metazoa; Chordata; Actinopteri; Perciformes; Percidae
Gene: gprc5bb
Product: G protein-coupled receptor, class C, group 5, member Bb
Exons: 5
Coding region: 728-2002 (424 amino acids)
Biological process (GO): G protein-coupled receptor signaling pathway
Cellular component (GO): signaling receptor complex; extracellular exosome; plasma membrane
Molecular function (GO): protein kinase binding; protein kinase activator activity; G protein-coupled receptor activity
Source: RefSeq, a predicted model, not a curated record